Molecule: messenger RNA, 480 nt
Organism: Diospyros lotus (date-plum)
Lineage: Eukaryota; Viridiplantae; Streptophyta; Magnoliopsida; Ericales; Ebenaceae
Product: zinc finger CCCH domain-containing protein 63-like
Exons: 3
Coding region: 1-480 (159 amino acids)
Molecular function (GO): protein binding
Source: RefSeq, a predicted model, not a curated record
AUGGUGAUGGAGGGCAUGGAGGUGCUGAAGAUGCAGAAGAUCAUUCUCGAGAAUGGUGUAUUUCAAGAGAUGCAAGCAGUGAAGGAGUAUGAUAUUGUUAGUGGCUUCUCACUACUUGCAAAACUUAAUGGACAUAGCGACAUUGUCAUGGGCAUCGCACUUCCUUCGAGCUCUGACAAGCUGUACUCCGAAAAUAGGGACAAGACAGUGUGUAUUUGGAACUACCACACAGGGCAAUGUGUUGAUGCGAUGGACAUGUCGAGCAAGGUUUGUUGUUUGAAGAGUGAAGGCCCUUGGCUAUUUUUGGGCUCGAAGAAUGUAGUCAAGGCUUGGGGGAUCGCUAAGGAAGGAGAUCACUUGGAGAUGAUCAACACUUACAAAGAAGAACAUGUCCUUAAGCUUCGGCGCAUUGAAAACACACAAGGCAAGCCCAUCAUGUUGUGCUUGUGUAACGACAACCUUGUUCGCUUGUAUGACUAG